CUAACCGGCAGCAACAACGACUUCGGUCCCGACACCCAUCCCACACAAAUUCCAGAGGCCAGGAAACCUUCGCCAUGUCUGAACAGUCUCACCGCCUCUACGUGAAGGGAAAGCACAUCUCCUACCAGAGGGGCAAGCGCAACACCACUCCCGGUACCUCGCUUCUGAAGCUCGAGGGCGUCGACAACACCGACUCCGCACAAUGGUACGCCGGUAAGCGCGUCGCGUACGUCUACCGCGCCCAGCGAACCGUCCGUGGCUCCAAGAUCCGUGUCAUCUGGGGCAAGAUCACCCGUCCUCACGGCAACUCCGGUGUCGUGCGCGCCAAGUUCAGGUCCAACCUUCCACCGAAGACUUUCGGUGCCUCCGUCCGCGUCAUGCUUUACCCUUCGUCCAUAUAAUUUCUUCCACUAGCGUAGGGGAAGGGGACGGUCGAUGAUUAACGAUGUGUGCGGUCGUGUGGCGUAUCCCGGCAAUGGAAACAGCGACGAGCAGGGAGGCUUUGUGCUCGAUCUCAUUCACAUGGCAUAUUCGGGCUGGUUACGG
Molecule: messenger RNA, 546 nt
Organism: Paraphaeosphaeria sporulosa
Lineage: Eukaryota; Fungi; Ascomycota; Dothideomycetes; Pleosporales; Didymosphaeriaceae
Product: ribosomal protein L35Ae
Exons: 4
Coding region: 75-401 (108 amino acids)
Biological process (GO): ribosomal large subunit biogenesis; cytoplasmic translation
Cellular component (GO): cytosolic large ribosomal subunit; ribosome
Molecular function (GO): structural constituent of ribosome
Source: RefSeq, a predicted model, not a curated record